Messenger RNA from Podarcis lilfordi (Lilford's wall lizard), 314 nucleotides. NCBI's taxonomy places the organism in Eukaryota, Metazoa, Chordata, Lepidosauria, Squamata, Lacertidae. The record is from the annotation of a GenBank genome assembly.
AUGGAUAAAUAUGGUGCUUUGGAGGAAGGGGCAGCUGCAUCCAUCUCUUUCUUACUACGUGAAACCAGCUGUGUCUUCUACUCCAGCUUACAGCAGGGGGAGGGUGGGAGGAAGCAGGCUACACAACUGUGUUAAUUAAAUUUCUGAGGGUGAGAAACCCCUUUGACUUUGUACAUCUGUCUUCCUCCACAGGUACGGGUGAGGUCUGCCCCCUCGCGGCAGCCGUCUCGGCCCCACCUCCCGCCGCCGUCACGGUGCUGCCCAUGGAGGGAGCUUCGGUUGUGAGCCAAGCCCUCCCCACCCAGCCCUGGUGA